This is a messenger RNA of Chlamydomonas reinhardtii, 1506 nucleotides long. RefSeq lists its product as uncharacterized. Gene Ontology annotation, molecular function: zinc ion binding; nucleic acid binding; protein binding. The transcript has 4 exons. Bases 226 to 708 code for a protein of 160 amino acids. Lineage: Eukaryota; Viridiplantae; Chlorophyta; Chlorophyceae; Chlamydomonadales; Chlamydomonadaceae. The record is from RefSeq and is a predicted model, not a curated record.
AAUUGCUGCAUGCAUCAACAACAAACACCAAAGCUUCGCGGCGACCAACUUUGCUGUUCUCGCACUGCACUCGGCGCAUAGGCCAUCCUACCAGCAAAACUUUAUUAAGCUGUACAUUAAUAGAACGCUAUUGUAUAGGCCCGGGUCGGGCUCUGCCUGCCCCGCGCAUCUGACGGCACUUGCCAGCCUGUCUGAAGACCAGCUUGCCUAGCAGUCCAGGAGAGGAUGGAGAAGCACCAUUUGCUCCGCCGUGACCCGAACUGGCAUCCAAAUGGUUGCAACCUUUGCGGGCAGCUGGGCCACCAAGCCGCCAACUGCCCCAACGGCACCAUCAACUGGCGCCAGAUCUACGGCGAUGACGCCUUCAUCAUGCGCCAGCCCAUCUUCUACUCCGACAUAGCGGCGCGGCUAAAGUACAAGGAGGAGGGCAUGCGGGACCUGGAGGCGCGCGCCAGGGAGUACGCCAAGAAACGCGCGGAGGAGCAAGGGCUAAGCUGGGACGAGAUGAUGGCCAAGGCGGAGGAGCUGCGGAACAAGGACCCCGCGGAGACCAUACCCAAGGCUAUGGCGCCGGCAGGUGGCGAGGAGGCGCCGCUGCCGGCGGGCUGGGCUGUGGCCACGGACGCGAGCGGGCGCAGCUACUUCUGGCACAAGAAGACGCAGAAGGUGCAGUGGGAGCGACCCACAGAGGACACGCCCAUCAACUGAGGAGGGGCGGGAGUGUGGAGGCGGCAGGCCGUGGGGGUGUGGUCAGCGAUGCGGAGGUAGGGGCGGCAGGAGUAUGCGGAGGAGGAGCUGCCGAGGGAGGGGAGGGAAGGGUGGGCGCGACCCCCGUGCGAAGGAGGCUGGGUGGGCGGGAAAGAGGGCGUGUCGCGGGCUGGCAGAGGAGUCGGCGUGUGGGUAACGUGCGGCUGUUAAGCUUGGCUGACCUGCUGAGGCAAAGCCACCAGUGGGCUCGUUGUCGGCACCAGGGCGAGGCUGUGGCUAUGGGCCGACGUGCGCAGCCGGCUGGCGGCGCAGAGCCACCAGUGGGACGCAGCCAUGGCGGGGUGCUGGUGCGGGGCUCGACAAGCGGGUUCCAAAGGGCUCGGCCGCCGACUGUGCAUUCUGGAGGCGACCGGUGGACUGAUGGGGGCCACAUACAUGGCUCGCUUGUUUGCUUUUCUCGGACGCGGCAUUGUAAGCGUGAGCUGUGUCAACGGUGAUCGUAACUGUGUCAGGCCGUACGCUGACGAUUCGCCGGUGGGGGCUGGCACUGGCUGGAUACCUGUUGAGCCGUCGGCAGUACCCCAGCGGUGUAACGGCACCACUUCAAAGGCACCAAAGGUGAUGGUGUGCGUGCGACCCACCGACCAAUCCUCUCGCCUCGCCGACCUGUUCCUGUGGCCGGCAUGUUGCCUAGCUUCGACACGCCUACGCAGCUGUGCGGAGGGUCGGAAGCCGGGCAAGGGUGUGCCGGGCAAGGGCGCGGUUCCCUUGCGCAACAACGGUGAUACGACGGUCCCA